This is a messenger RNA of Cetraspora pellucida, 435 nucleotides long. NCBI's taxonomy places the organism in Eukaryota, Fungi, Glomeromycota, Glomeromycetes, Diversisporales, Gigasporaceae. The record is from the annotation of a GenBank genome assembly.
AUGCUAAGUAAUGAAAAUAGUAAUAAAUAUGAUAAUUAUUAUGCAACUAAAGAACACAAUAAUGAUUAUACAACUAAUAAUGAUAAUGAUUAUUUAACCAAUAAAUAUAACAAUAAUUAUUUAACCAAUAAAUAUAAUGAUCAUGCAAAUAUCAGUAUGCCUAAAUGUAGUUCUAGUACGAAUCAACCUCCAAAAUCUAACCUUAAAAAUCUUCAACUUGUACCUAUUGAUAAGAUAGUUAGAUGUUUGUUCAAAGUUAAUAGAAUUAAUAGGCCUCAACUAUGUGGCUAUCUAAUGGGAUCAACAGAUGCUUCAAUGGGCAAUUUUAUUAGCUACUUGAUAUCACAACAUGAAAUUACUGAAAAUCUUACAAAUGACAACUUCAGCAACAGCAGUCCAAACAAACAAAUAUUGAUGAGAUGUUCUAGAGAAUAG